Molecule: messenger RNA, 2031 nt
Organism: Haemonchus placei
Lineage: Eukaryota; Metazoa; Nematoda; Chromadorea; Rhabditida; Trichostrongylidae
Source: the annotation of a GenBank genome assembly
AUGAGUUGGAGAACCCGUACAGUUCUUCUACAGGAACUCACUAAUCUGCUACAUGGGAGUAGUCGGGGAAUGCGAAAGUAUCCAUUCCCAGUGACAUUUGAGAACGUAAAAUUUCCACCGAAUGGCCAGCUAAAGCUUCCCAAAAUGCCGCCUGAACCAGAAUAUGAUCCAGACAAGGGAGAAAAGAAGUACAAAACAACUAAAAGAAUGAUCGAAGCGCGUGGUGUAGAGGAAGUUCACACAGAGCUUAUUCAUGAACAGUACGGUCUGGCAGCAGUUUCUGGUGGUUUCAUCUCCGCAGAUGACUUCAAGUUCAUUCAAGAGCGUGUCAACAAAAACCUCCGCGAUAAACAGUUUGCCAUAUGGCGUGUUGAUCCACCGUGGUUACCGAGAACGAAGAAAGCCCAAGGUACCCGUCUUGGUGGCGGCAAAGGAAGUAUUCACCAUUACGUGACACCUGUGAAAGCGAAACGGAUCAUUCUUGAAGUGGGAGGCCAUAUUACGGAGAUUGAGGCACAAGCAUUCCUGCUCUAUCUUUGUGAGCGAUUCUUGUUCCCAGUAGAGUUCGUUAGCGAGAAGAUACUCGCACAAAGGAGGGAAGCAGAAAAGGAAAUCGCUGAGCACAAUCAAAAUCCUUUCAAUUGGGAUCGUGUGAUAAAGUAUAAUAUGCAAAAUUGUACUAGUUGGCUUUCACAUUACGAUAUUAUGCUGAUGGCUUACGGGGAUGACGACAUUCUGUCACUUCCGUUUCGACUAUUCGUCUUUAUUGUAGCAGGAUUACCAUUAUCCGCCCUGAUCAUAUGUGUGCUUUUUUCUGUAUUACUGCAUUUUGAAGCAGCAACAAGGACUCAUUGUGGAGUAGAGAAUUGGCUGCCUUCGAUUUCUGCAGCUGUCUCUACAUACGCACCUGAGAUGUACAUAUGGCGAAUGUUCAUUGCUGUGCAUGGUGGGCCUCGCUUGUUUGUCGCCUUUGCUUUUAGGAACUUCCUCUUAUUCUCUCCAUUGAGACCUCUUACCGGAGCCCGUGUCUUUCGCAUUUCAUGCCAUGUUGCGUGCGUGUUGAACGUGUUGGAGAAUAUGUUUCUACUAGGACUGACUGCGAUCUCUUCUGUAGAAAAUCAUGCCCUCCAUAAAUUUUGCUUUAUUGGAUUUGCCAUGUCAGCUACGUUGUAUAUGUUGCUAAGUACAUGGUUAUUUCACUACUCGGGACGUCGAAGGGCAACGAACUUGGGCGAACGCUCGUACGAAUAUAAAAUCCUCGCAUGUGCUGGCUCGAUCAUCUCCAUGGUCCUGGCUAUGUAUCUCUACUGGAGACACAACACGUAUUGUGAGCCAGGAGUCUAUACGAUGUUUGCGUUGGCAGAGUACUGCGUAGUACUAUCCAAUAUAGCUUUUCAUUCAACGCUCUACUACGAUUUCCAUGGAAAGAGUGUAAAUUUGUCGUCUACGAUCAGUGUCGGAACUGGAGGAUACAGCUUGCUGCCGACCAUGGUGUUCUUCACAUGUGAUCAGUGUGGAGAGUCUCUCAAGAAGAAUCAGGUCGAGAAACAUACGUAUAAAUGCCGCUCCCAAAGUUACAGUUGCAUCGAUUGUCAAGUUUGUUUCACACCGUAUACCUAUCAACAACAUGUCAAAUGUAUAACUGAAAACCAAAAGUAUGGAUCGAAGAACUAUGUGGAAAAGGAGGCCAAGGGCGAAGUGAAACAGAAUGCAUGGUGUGAGCAAGUGGAGCGUGCCAUUGAAUUCGUGAAAGACUCACGUUUGAGGUCGUUAUUGCAGAAUAUCCAAGGGUACAAUAACAUUCCACGAAAGGAGACCCCAACAACCGUAAAUUUCAAAUGGAAGUCGACAAUCAAACGAAAAUUGCGUGAAGCUGGUGGGGAAAUGAAGGUAAAGAAAUUGCGAAAAGCUGUUGUGAGCGCGUACAAGGAAGCCGUUGGUGAUGAAGAAGGAGCAGAUGAGUUGUUCGAAAGUAAACUUGCAAAAAGUGGUGUUACCAUAAAUGGAAAAUUAGUCUCACUUCAAUCCUGA